This is a messenger RNA of Colossoma macropomum (tambaqui), 3164 nucleotides long. Its product is annotated as leucine-rich repeat-containing protein 75A-like. The record is from RefSeq and is a predicted model, not a curated record. Lineage: Eukaryota; Metazoa; Chordata; Actinopteri; Characiformes; Serrasalmidae. The transcript is spliced from 4 exons. Bases 1 to 1032 code for a protein of 343 amino acids.
AUGGGGACCAGGCAGUCCAAGGACUCAGAGGCAGGCUCCAGCCCGCUGCAAGGGGUGUGGAAACGGGCUCAGGGCUCCCUUCUGCUCCGCUCAUCCUCCGUUGACCGCUCGGAAAGCUCCGGGGUGCCACCACCCUACAAGCGCCGAGUUAGCAUGAUACAGGACAUGUUGCUGAUGGCGAAGGAGGGCAGGCAGGAAGAGGCCACGGAGCUGCUGAAACACCUGAGACAGGAUUUAGGAAUGGAGUCGACGUCUCUGGACGAUGUGCUGUACCGAUACGCCAGCUUCCGUAACAUGGUGGACCCCAUCACUCACGACCUCAUCAUCAGCCUUGCUCGCUAUGUGCACUGCCCCAAAACAGAGGGUGAUUCUUUGAGCGCCAUGGAGAAGGUCUGUCGUCAGCUGACCUACCAUUUGAGCCCUCACCCACGCUGGAGGAGACAGGGGCUUCUGAAGGGCAAACCCCAGGCCAGUCUGAAGGUGGUUCUCUCCACCCCUCCUGCUGGCGGCACGCUGGACCUGUCCGGCAUCCCCCUCUCAUGGCGAGACACAGAGCGUCUGGUUAUUCAUCUACGGCGCCACUCCGCCCGUGUGCGAAGCCUGGAGCUGGGCUUUACUGAGCUAACAGACGAUGCCCUGCUGCUUCUGCUGCCCACGCUGGCUGCCCUGCCUGCACUGGAGAGCCUGGCGCUUAACGGCAACCGGCUGACCCGCGGCAUCCUGCGCCAGCUCACUGACGCCCUGAAGGACCCAGGCAGCUUUCCAGCACUGGCCUGGGUGGACCUGGGCAACAAUGUGGACAUCUUCUCCCUUCCUCAACCUUUCUUGCUGGGUCUGCGCAAGCGCUGCCCCAAGCAGGGCAAUCUGCCCACCAUCCAGGAGCAGGGAGAGGCACAGUCAGGCGAGGCUGAGGAGAGGGGGUUUGGGAUGAGGGGCUGGGCCGGGUGUGGGGCAUGUGGGAGCACUAGUUUGGAGGAGGUUGGAGAGGAGGAGACAUCCACAUGGACUUCAGGGUCAGCAGAUGAGACAUGAUGACGAUGCCGCUGGUAUGAUGAGAAUUUACAAGUGACUUUAAUAGUUAGAUAAGUAAUAGCCUUCAGUUGGACAUGGAAGAUGGGUCGGGGCGUAACGAGACUCAUUUUCAGAAUAAAUCCAGAAUGAAUUUUCGAUUCUGAAGUUUUGACCUGAUUUUUGAUAUUUUACAUGUAUAUAAAAUGUAAAAAAUGUCUUGAUUGUACGGAGCUCUAAUUAUAUACUACAUAGACAGGUUUGAUUCAGAUAAAUAUAAUUUCAAAAUGUCUGGGGACAGCUAUGAGAAAUUGUGGGCUAAGUGUAGGUGGGAGCGUAGACUAAUUAAGGUGGGAACGAACUGAAUGAAUAUUUCAAGCCCUAUUCAGAGACUUGUGAAGGCGGUGCAUGUCACCAUUGUCGGACAUUAUGUAAGUUAGCAUGGCAGAAAAGUCCCUCUAGGAUAUACCAUAGGGGCUGUACUUUUGUUUGCACUGGACUUCCUGCAGUCCAGCGCCAGGUUUAGCAAGUUGUCCCUAGAUUCUCAUUACGGGACUGUCUGGCCCUGCAAGACUACUAAAUCCAAAAAACUUAACUGCCACAUAUAAAGGCUUAUACUGUAUCUCCAUUUUUAAACCCUCAAAACUGAAUCAAUACACUGAGUCUGACAGCGUUAUGUUGCUGUUUCAGUGAUUUCUUGUUUUAUAGUUUCCAUAAAAGAUAAAUGAAACAUAAAUGAAGAGACAGUACAGCCUAUACAGUGUUGUGAACAUUUGUUUUCUUUUAUAUUUUUCAAAACUGUCUAGAAAUCUUUACAGCAGUAAUGGAUAGAGGAAUUCCUGCUGUUGGGAAGACACACAGCGUGCCUGUACGAUGACUGUAGCCAUGAACCUCCAAAGUAAAAAGACCACUGAAGUAAGAAAGAAAGACACAAACCAUUCUAAUGGACAGAAACUCUCCAGCUUUAAGUAGCCUCCCAGUUUUAACUCGAGAUGUCCCAGUCUGUCCGGAAAGAUCAGCGAUAGAGCCAAUAAAAGCAUGUUUUAAUGGAUCUGUAUCUGCUGUAUUAAGCCUGAAUGAAUUCCGGCCCCAUGUUAAGGCUGUCUUACUCCAUCAUGCUCUGCUUGCACUGAUGUCGAGGUGAUGUAAACAGACAUUAACCACAACUUCUGGCAGCUUUCAGAAGUAAACAGGCGGUUUAAAUGUCUGCAGUGUGGAGUUUUAAAGAGAAAAAUGAAAACAGCCCAGCGAUGCUGGUAUUUCAACUGCAGUUAAGCUAGCAAACUUUCAUAGAAACAUGAUUAAACUAGUCACAUGUAAAAUGUGAAUGCGCAGCUAAUGCAGCUUAUUUAGUGGUAAAAGUAAUGCUGUGUUACUUUUUUCUCAAAAAAAUACUAAAAUACUAUAACAAAUACUGUAAUGUACUUUACUGAUGUAUUUUGAAUUGUAAGCCUAGCGUCACGAAACCUUCUAUCUCAUUUUUUGUUGGUUUUUUUUUUCACUGAAUUUUAAAACUCCUUUUCCUUCCCCUGUGAUGUUAGCACUUUAAAGAUAGGAGGUUUUUGAUGCGACAGCGAUGAUAUAUUUUUUAAAUUGGACCGAUUUUACUACCUACCUUUAAAAAAAUACAUACAGUCAGUUUAGUACUUGACUUUAGCUCAAUUCAAUAUUAAAGGAAUUGGGUCACUACAUAGUUUUUAACCCUAGUUUUUAUCACUGGUUACAGCCCCAUUCAGAGCAUCAGUUGUACCAGCAACAGAGAGCUCAGAAGACUCACCUACUCCAGUGCUUUAUUAGGUGUGGUCUUCUGUUGCGUUACUGUCUAAAGGCUUACGUCGUUCCAGUAUCAACAGCUGACGCUUUGCUAAGCCCCGCCCUCUUUAUUACUGUUUGAUGAGCUUUCAAGCCCGGUAUGUUCAGAAUAGAUUUUUCGAUUGGAAGAGUAGAUUUACUCUGUAAUCAUUUAUAUUUCAUCAUUUUUAGAUAAAAGUAGAGUAAAAGAUUGCCAGCUUGCCUUUGAAGGCUGGGUAUGUAACACUGCGAACUCUUGGCAGCCUAAAGGCCUUUGUGUCGCGAUUUAUUCAAACAAGCACGUCGCUGCUGUUGGAAGAAAACCUCGUAUCUCCAAAAUGGUAACUUUACAGGAGAAGGAAAAA